AUGGAUCCUUCCAACCCUUCCCACAUUGCAAAAAUGUUCAUGGAUUAUAUGAAUGAUGGUAUGGAUGAAGAACUUGUGAGACUUUACUUUAAAAGUGAAGCUCAAAAAGAAGGUGCAAGUUCUAGCAGACCUAGACGCCGAAGAAGAAAUAUAGAGAGGAACCGUGAAGAAGGACAUGAGCAUUUAUUCAAUGAUUAUUUUUCAAAAGCACCAGUGUACACAGAUGAGCAAUUUCGUCGAAGAUAUCGAAUGCAUAAACAUGUAUUCCUUCGUAUCGUUGAAGCUCUUGGUGAACAUGAUGAGUAUUUUUGGCUCUUGCCCAACAUCAAGAAGGUGCAAGAAAGGAUAUUGAACGAGCAUUUGGAGUUCUCCAAUCCCGAUUUGCAAUCAUACGUAACCCAGCUCGACCUUGGCACUUGGAUGCACUGA
Messenger RNA from Vicia villosa (hairy vetch), 429 nucleotides. RefSeq lists its product as uncharacterized. The transcript has a single exon. Lineage: Eukaryota; Viridiplantae; Streptophyta; Magnoliopsida; Fabales; Fabaceae. Bases 1 to 429 code for a protein of 142 amino acids. The record is from RefSeq and is a predicted model, not a curated record.